Molecule: messenger RNA, 1303 nt
Organism: Quercus lobata
Lineage: Eukaryota; Viridiplantae; Streptophyta; Magnoliopsida; Fagales; Fagaceae
Product: beta carbonic anhydrase 5, chloroplastic-like
Exons: 10
Coding region: 102-1079 (325 amino acids)
Biological process (GO): carbon utilization
Molecular function (GO): carbonate dehydratase activity; zinc ion binding
Source: RefSeq, a predicted model, not a curated record
GAAAUAUAAAUAUCAUUUUUAUCACAAUAUUAUUUAUUUGGUCCAACUAUAUAUUAUGGUUUUAGAAGAUAUAGUUGCCAAAUGUAGAGGAAGGAACAGAGAUGGUCUGGCAAAUUCGCUCUAGAGCUCGUACGGUCAUGUCAAGAGUGGCAGUUCUAAGCUCCUCUUCGGUCUAUGGGGACUCCUUUCAUUGCUCACCCUUUUCUGGUUUAACCAAUUCCUUUGUGGGGUUUUCCAGAAAUUGGCCUAAUCCAAACGCAACACAGUGGAGCAAGAAUAUGGAGUCCCAUUUGAGAUUACUGCCUUCAGUCAAGAGAAACCAAAUUUCGAGACCGGAGGCUUCAAGCUGUUCCCUUGGACUUGCACAAGAACUUACCUGCUAUAAAGUGGAAAAUACGGGCAAAACUGAUGGGGACCAGGACUUGUUUGCUGAAAUGAAACAAAGAUUUCUUAGUUUCAAGAAGCAGAAAUAUCUAGAGGAUUUGGAGCAUUUUCAAGCACUUGCUGAAGUUCAAUACCCUAAGUUUAUGGUAAUUGCUUGUGCAGACUCUAGAGUAUGUCCUUCUAUCAUCCUUGGGUUUCAACCUGGUGAAGCAUUUAUGAUUCGAAAUGUUGCGAAUCUUGUUCCCCCACUUGAGCAUGGACCAUCAGAAACUAAUGCUGCUCUGGAAUUCGCAGUAAAUACUCUUGAAGUUGAAAACAUAUUAGUCAUUGGUCACAGUAGCUGUGGUGGAAUACAAGCCCUUAUGAGCAUGCAAGAUGAUGUAGACUCAGGAAGCUUUCUAGAAAAGUGGGUCAUUAAUGGGAAAUCUGCCAAGUUAAGAGCAAAAGCUGAAGCGGCCCACUCUAGCUUUGACCAGCAAUGCGGACACUGUGAGAAGGAAUCAAUCAACCGUUCGUUACUGAACUUGCUUACGUACCCGUGGAUACAAGAGAGAGUCAGGAAAGAGUUACUCUCUAUUCAUGGAGGGUAUUAUGAUUUCCUGAAUUGUUCAUUUGAGAAGUGGACUCUUGAUUUGAAGGGAAGCAGUAUUGAAGGGGGCAGAUACUCUUUCAAAGAUCAAGCAUUUUGGUAUUGACUUGUCUGCCACCAACUGAGCUUGACCUUACAAACUCUAAUUUUUUUCCCCUUAAAUUUCUUAGUGUUCUUUCAUACAACUGAAAUCAUGUAAUUUAUCUGUCUGUAAAAAGAAAUUACAACUUGCUUGUAAUUCCUGCAUAUGCACGGGCAUAUUUAACAGUAACAUUCAAUAUGUACUCAAGUCAUUGUUUGAACAAACAAAUUGCACAAAUGAUUUACAAA